UGAUUGGCGGGCACGAUGCCCAGCUGGCUCUCCCACCGCUACCCACCCCCAAACAGGAAGCCACAAAGCAGAACCCGGAGCAGAUUGAAUAGGAGGAAGUCUCCAGCCUUCUACGCACAGAAAUUUUGGCUGAAAGGAGGGAGGGAGGGAGGCAGCUCAGCAGCAAGUGCUCUCAGAGGCACCCGCGCCUUGCGAGGGAAGCACGCUGAGCUUUCAGUGAGGAACCGUUUCCGUGAGGAAUCUUUCCGUUCUGGGGUGGAAGCCUGGGCCAGCACCCGAAGGCUCCAUGUCGGGAAGCCGCCAAUCAACACCCCACGUCGGUCCGACUCUGCCAUCUCCGUCCGCUCCCUGCAUUCAGAGUCCAACAUGUCCCUGCGGUCAACCUUUUCUCUCCAUGAGGAAGAGGAAGAACCAGAGCCUCUGGUGUUUGCUGAGCAGCCUUCAGUGAAACUCUGUUGCCAGUUGUGUUGCAGUGUGUUUAAGGACCCUGUGAUCACAACCUGUGGGCACACGUUUUGCAGGAGAUGUGCCUUAACGUCUGAGAAGUGCCCAGUGGACAACGCCAAACUGACGGUGGUGGUCAACAACAUUGCCGUCGCAGAGCAGAUUGGGGAGCUUUUUAUUCACUGCAAGUACGGCUGCCGGCCCGCGACUAGUGGCAAGCCCCCUACCUUCGAGGUGGAUCCCCACGGGUGCCCCUUCACCAUUAAACUGAGUGCCAGGAAGGACCAUGAAGGCAGCUGUGACUAUCGGCCCGUGCGCUGCCCCAACAACCCCAGCUGCCCGCCGCUGCUCAAGAUGAACCUGGAGGCCCACCUCAAGGAGUGCGAGCACAUCAAGUGCCCCCAUUCCAAAUAUGGCUGUUCCUUCAUUGGUAACCAAGACACCUACGAAACGCACUUGGAAAUGUGCCGAUUCGAGGGCCUGAAGGAGUUCCUCCAGCAGACGGAUGACCGCUUCCACGAGAUGCAGGUGGCCAUGGCCCAGAAGGACCAGGAGAUUGCCUUCCUGCGGUCCAUGCUGGGCAAGCUGUCCGAGAAGAUCGAUCAGCUGGAGAAGAACCUGGAACUGAAGUUUGACGUCCUGGAUGAAAACCAGAGCAAGCUGAGUGAGGACCUCAUGGAAUUCCGAAGGGACGCCUCCAUGCUCAACGAUGAGUUGUCCCACAUCAAUGCACGGCUGAACAUGGGGAUCUUGGGCUCCUAUGAUCCCCAGCAGAUCUUCAAGUGCAAGGGCACCUUUGUCGGGCACCAGGGCCCCGUCUGGUGUCUCUGUGUCUACUCCAUCGGGGAUUUACUCUUCAGUGGGUCAUCUGACAAAACCAUCAAGGUGUGGGAUACCUGUACCACCUACAAGUGCCAAAAGACUUUGGAGGGCCACGACGGGAUUGUCCUGGCGCUCUGCAUCCAAGGGAACAAGCUGUACAGUGGCUCUGCUGACUGCACCAUCAUUGUCUGGGAUAUUCAAACCUUGCAGAAAGUUAACACCAUCCGUGCGCAUGACAACCCUGUGUGCACUCUGGUCUCCUCACACAACAUGCUGUUCAGUGGCUCCCUGAAAGCCAUCAAGGUCUGGGACAUCGUGGGCACAGAGUUAAAGCUGAAGAAGGAGCUGACUGGCCUCAACCACUGGGUCCGGGCGCUAGUGGCAUCCCAAAACCACCUGUACAGCGGCUCCUACCAAACCAUCAAGAUCUGGGACAUCCGGAACUUGGAAUGUGUGCAUGUUCUGCAGACUUCGGGGGGCAGCGUCUACUCCAUUGCGGUCACCAACCACCAUAUUGUCUGUGGCACCUAUGAGAAUCUCAUUCAUGUGUGGGACAUCGAGUCCAAAGAGCAAGUGCGCACCCUGACAGGACACGUGGGCACCGUCUACGCCCUCGCCGUUAUCUCUACACCUGACCAAACCAAAGUCUUCAGUGCUUCGUACGACCGGUCGCUACGGGUAUGGAGCAUGGAUAACAUGAUCUGCACGCAGACUCUGCUGCGCCACCAGGGCAGCGUCACAGCGCUGGCAGUCUCCAGGGGCCGCUUGUUCUCCGGGGCUGUCGACAGCACGGUUAAGGUUUGGACAUGCUAGCGGGCACCAUCGCCUGCUCUGGAACACCGGAUUACCAAAUCUUCCUCCAGCUCGCACUUGAUGUACUGCUUUCCUUCACUCUGAAGCCCUUCCACCACCCAUGGGCUGGGACACACACAGAGAGAGAGAGAGAGCCCAUGACACCCCUCUGCGCUGCCUGCCAGGAACACGUCAAACUGGACAGUGUGAUGGGCGAUAAAGCUGACCAACCGCAUCUACCUGUGGCUUCUUUCCCAAAUCACGGUGCGUGGCAGGGGUGGGGGUGGGAGGGAGUCUGUCUGAUCCUGUCCCAAGUGGCCCAAUGAAGGCUCCAAAGGCUUUCUAGCUCAGCAGAGGGAAGGUACACCGUGGCAUGUGGGUCUCAAGACAGCCCGCGUGACUUGAAAUGGUGGCCUGGAAGGGGCGUCUGUGUCAGCGGCUGCAGCUCCCAUUGCCGGUCGCAAUACCAGAGCCAAGGAUGUGGGCGAGGAGGAACUGGACGACCCCCUCCUCUCUGCUCUGGGGCUUGAUUUUCCCACCCUGGUCUUUCUUUUGUGCCCACCGCCAACCAUGAAGCCUAGUUUUCCUCUCGUGUAACCAGGUACGAUUUUUAUGUCACACACCACACCCCACCCCACCCCACCCCCUCUGUCCCUUCCUUUCGCGCCAGGUACCCCAAGGCCACCUCCUCACUGCAUCAUGCCAUAGAACAGCCUCCGUGGUAAAGACAGGGAGAGCCUGCUGUUGUGUUUAUACUUACAUUUUUUCUACUGUUUUUAAGAUUGUGAUAGCGAUUUCAAUUCUUUCUUCCUUGACAAUAAAAAUGGACCAUUGUUUUAGGCAACCCUGA
Messenger RNA from Pogona vitticeps (central bearded dragon), 2908 nucleotides. The record is from RefSeq and is a predicted model, not a curated record. NCBI's taxonomy places the organism in Eukaryota, Metazoa, Chordata, Lepidosauria, Squamata, Agamidae.